Arvicola amphibius (Eurasian water vole) is the source of this 2591-nucleotide messenger RNA. RefSeq names its product kynurenine 3-monooxygenase (gene Kmo). Gene Ontology annotation, biological process: NAD+ metabolic process; quinolinate biosynthetic process; L-tryptophan catabolic process. NCBI's taxonomy places the organism in Eukaryota, Metazoa, Chordata, Mammalia, Rodentia, Cricetidae. The transcript is spliced from 15 exons. Gene Ontology annotation, cellular component: mitochondrial outer membrane. The coding region runs from base 103 to 1542 and encodes 479 amino acids. Gene Ontology annotation, molecular function: NAD(P)H oxidase H2O2-forming activity; kynurenine 3-monooxygenase activity; FAD binding. The record is from RefSeq and is a predicted model, not a curated record.
GGCUGGCUCGCAAAGGCUCUGGACCUCUGGCAAUAAAAAGAUCGCAAAACAGCAGCAUGUAGGACAGAGAGUUCCAACCUGGACAGAGGUGUUCAGGUAACUAUGGCCUCAUCUGAUACUAGAGGACCAAGAGUGGCUGUCAUCGGCGGUGGUUUGGUUGGAGCGUUGAAUGCAUGCUUUCUUGCAAAGAGGAAUUUUCAAGUUGAUGUGUAUGAAGCUAGGGAAGAUAUUCGAGUGGCUAAGUUAACACGUGGAAGAAGCAUUAACUUGGCCCUUUCUUAUAGAGGACGGCAGGCCUUGAAGGCCAUAGGUCUGGAAGAACAGGUCGUUUCCAACGGAGUACCCAUGAGAGCGAGAAUGAUCCACUCUCUCUCAGGAAAGAAGUCUGCAAUUCCCUAUGGGAACAGUUCUCAGUAUAUCCUUUCCAUAAGCAGAGAGAAGUUAAACAAAGAUCUACUGUUUGCGGUGGAGUCAUACCCCAAUGCGAAGGUGCACUUUGGCCACAAGCUGUCAAAAUGCCAUCCCGAGGAAGGGGUGGUCACCGUGCUUGGACCUGACCAAGUUCCCAGAGAUGUCACUUAUGACCUCAUUGUAGGAUGCGAUGGAGCCUAUUCAACAGUCAGAGCUCACCUCAUGAAGAGGCCUCGCUUUGACUAUAGUCAGCAAUACAUCCCGCAUGGGUACAUGGAGCUGACAAUUCCACCUAAGAAUGGGGAGUAUGCCAUGGAACCUAAUUGUCUUCAUAUUUGGCCUAGAAAUGCCUUUAUGAUGAUUGCCCUUCCAAAUAUGGACAAAUCUUUCACAUGUACCUUGUUCAUGUCCUUCGAAGAAUUUGAAAACCUUCCAACAAAUUACGAUGUGCUGAACUUCUUCCAGAAGAACUUUCCAGAUGCCAUCCCUCUGAUGGGAGAGCAAGCCCUCCUGAGGGACUUCUUCCUGUUGCCUGCCCAGCCCAUGAUAUCAGUGAAGUGUUCUCCCUUCCACCUGAAGUCACACUGUGUGCUGAUGGGAGACGCAGCUCAUGCCAUUGUUCCAUUUUUCGGGCAAGGAAUGAAUGCGGGCUUUGAAGACUGCUUGGUAUUUGAUGAGCUAAUGGACAAAUUCAAUAAUGAUCUUAGUUUGUGCCUUCCCGAAUUCUCAAGAUUUAGGAUUCCAGAUGACCACGCAAUUUCAGACCUGUCUAUGUACAAUUAUAUAGAGAUGCGAGCGCAUGUUAACUCCAGGUGGUUCCUGUUUCAGAGGCUCCUAAAUAGAUUUCUUCAUGCUAUUAUGCCAUCGACCUUUAUCCCUCUCUAUACCAUGGUUGCCUUCACCAGAAUAAGAUACCACGAGGCAGUGCUGCGCUGGCAUUGGCAGAAAAAGGUGAUAAACAAAGGACUCUUCAUCCUUGGAUCCCUGAUAGCCAUUGGAAGUGCCUACCUACUUGUGCACCACCUGUCCCCGAGACCUCUGGAAUUCUUGAGAAGGCCAGCAUGGACUGGAACCACUGACUACUGGAAUAGAAGCACAGGUGUCUUCCAGCAAGUUCCAUGGAGUUACUAGGACAAUCUAGAGCGUCAAGGUUCCCGGUAGCAAAUAUUUGUUCUCUCUCCAAAAUUAAGGACAAGAAGCAUGUUUACUUUGGCACAUUUAAUUCACUACUGGACAAUAAUUGUCAGCAUAUAAUUAAGUUUCCUGUAGAAUGUUUGUGUCUGCCGAGCAAUGGGAAAUGCUGCUGCUGUUUUUUUUGUAGUGUUUCCCUCACUUUGCCUGCUUGGGCUGGGCCCAUUUAAAUUUAGAAAUGUAAGAACCAAGGUCUCUUUCACUUCCCAAAACAGGUUUUUUUUUUUUUUUUUUUUUUUUUUAUACAGGACGUUAUAGGAGCAACAACACUCAGAACUGAAAACCACAGCAUGCCUAGUGUGCUGCUUCCUCUUUGUAGGGCAGAUGGGGCCUGCCUAACCCUAGGAACAGAGCACUUGCUAAAACCAGAGGUGUGAAUGAGAGGCAGGGUGUUUCAAAGAGUUCCUGGAUGAUUCUGUUCUUUUCCCCAGUCUUCAGGUAGCAGAAUUACUGCCUUUUAAAAAUAAGAAAGGGCUAUUAAUGCCAUCCUAAGUGAAGAAUAAGAAAGGGUUGUUAUUAGUAACUGAAAUAUAUCUAGGAGUGGAAAGGAGAUGGGAAGGCUGUCUUCCAGACACAUGGAGACAUAGUUCAUUCCGUUUCAGACACGGAAGCGAUGCCUUGAACGUCACACUGAGACAGUUAACUGCAUCUUCGAAGUGCAGUGUGGAGACGCGGGCUCUUCUUUCAGUAGGCUUACUGGUACACUUGAAAAUUCUUUUCAAACAUUAUUAAUUUUGAAAACUAUGAUACCAGUGAUGUAGGAAAGAAAGACUGAGGUGAUAAAGAUGAAACAAUUUGGCAUUUUCCAUAGUCUCAAAGACGUCCUUGAACCUUGUUAAUUUAGGUUUGGUGUGUAAGGAAAGAAAAAAAAAAACUGUUUUCGUGGAAAGGGGAUGUAGGUCAGUGGUAGAGUACUUACUUAGCGUGCCCAGAGCCCUGGGUUAGAUUCCCUAGCAUUGCAAAAAUAAACAGUAUCAUUGUUCCUUUUA